Molecule: messenger RNA, 2794 nt
Organism: Candidula unifasciata
Lineage: Eukaryota; Metazoa; Mollusca; Gastropoda; Stylommatophora; Geomitridae
Source: the annotation of a GenBank genome assembly
UGCUUGUGGAGUCCAUCAUCUACAGCGGGGCAGUCAGAACCGUCAGUUCGGGAUGUUUGAGUCCUUGUGGUUUGUGGUGGUCACGCUGGCUACUGUAGGGUUUGGGGACAUUUACCCGGACAUCUGGCCCAGCCAGCUGUUUAUCCUCAUUAUGAUUUGCUUCGUGCUGGUCAUUCUUCCAACACAGUUAGAACAGCUGGCCCUGACGUGGUUGGAGAGACAGAAACUGGGAGGUUCCUACAGCAGUCACCGAGCCCAGACAGAGAAGCACGUGGUGGUCUGUAUGACGGUGCUGCAGGCUGACUCCGUGAUGGACUUUCUCAACGAGUUCUACGCUCACCCAAAGUUGCAGGACUAUUUCGUGGUCAUGCUGUCACCGUGUGAGCUGGACACGACCAUGAAGAUGCUGCUUCAAGUUCCCUUGUGGGCCCAGCGGGUCAUCUACGUCCAGGGGUCAGCACUAAAGGACACUGACCUGACGCGAUGCAGGAUGCAAGAUGCCGAGGCCUGUUUCAUUCUCUCGGCCAGAAAUCACAGGAACACCGCAGACAAAGACGCCACGGACCAACAUACUAUCAUGAGGGCCUGGGCUGUUCGAGAUUUCGCUCCCAAGUGCCCGCUCUACAUUCACCUCUUUCGGCCUGAAAAUAAAUUCCACGUGAAAUUUGCAGAUAAUGUAGUGUGUGAGGAUGAAUUCAAGUACGCCUUACUGGCCAACAACUGUCUGUGUCCUGGCAUCUCCACGUUUGUCACCUUGUUGCUCCACACAUCACGAGGACAGGAAGGCCAGACCUCACACGAAGAAUGGCAGAGAUUAUACGGCAAGUGUUCAGGCAAUGAAAUCUACCAAAUACGUCUUGGAGAUAGUAAAUUUUUUGGCGACUAUGAAGGAAAGAGUUUUACAUACGCUUCAUUUCAUGCUCAUCGCAAAUAUGGAGUCAGUCUGGUGGGAAUCCAGCAGGAUUUGCCAGGCAGUACAAUCCUCUUGAAUCCCGGUCCACGUCACAUCAUGAGAAAAACAGACUUCUGUUUCUACAUGAACAUCACCAAGGAGGAGAACUCUGCCUUUAUUCUGACCCAUCCCAACCAGGACUGUACGACUUUUGACCGAGCAAGGUUGCCACUGGGGACAGAGAAGCCAUCUCGAGUGGCUAGCAUGAUAGCUGGCGUUGGCACAGUUGCUUUAGAGCUUCAGCACACAAGAGCUCAAAACUGCAGUGCAGACACCAACAAUUUGUCAAGGACAGGUAGCAGAAGACAUAAUCUCACCCUGCCGAAGGGUCUCAACAUCCAGAGUCUACAGAAGAGGCCAAGUAUUGCUCCAGUUCCGGCUGUGCUGGAUAUGAGAAACAUUCAUGUCAACAUCCUGGGAUCAGACUCCGAGGAUGAGGAUGAGGAUGAACCUGAUGCAGAGAUUGAUGAUGAGUUUCCUGAAUAUGUAAAAGGAUUUCCACCUGUAACUCCAUACGUUGGAACCAGUCCCACAUUGUGCCACUUGCUGAAAGUUAAGCGCCAGCUUUGUUGCCUUCAGUUGGAUAUUGCCUGCCCUCACUGCAGUCAUCAAAAUGCAAAAGAGUACAACUGGCCAAAUCCGGUUAUCAUUGUGGCUGCUGACCAUGCUAGCUCCGGUCUCUACAAUUUUAUUGUGCCUUUAAGAUCACACGCUCGCCCCAGGAAAUCCCUCAGCCCAAUUGUGUUACUGCUUUCAAAACAACCAGACAACAGUUUCCUCAAUAUGAUCAGCUACUUUCCCCUUGUGUUCUGGAUGAGAGGGUCUAUAGACUGUGUUGAAGACUUGUUGAGGGCGGGCAUCAACCUGACAGAAAACGUUGUAGUUGUCAACAAAGAGACUUCCAAUUCACGAGAAGAGGACACACUGGCUGACUGCAACACCAUCAUCUCGGUGCAGACUAUAUUCAGGUUAUUCCCCAAAGCAAACAUCAUCACAGAAAUAUCUCAUGCAUACAACAUGAGGUUCAUGCAGUUCCGGCCGGAUGAUCUGUAUGCCUUGUCCCUGUCCAAGCAAGAAAAGAAAGAGAGAGAAAGAGGAUCCAACAUUUACUAUAUGUUCCGUCUGCCAUUUGCUGCUGGGAAUGUGUUCAGUGCUAGCAUGUUGGAUGCUCUGUUGUAUCAGGCAUUUGUGAAAGAUUACCUGAUGACGUUUGUAAGGCUUCUUCUGGGAAUUGACAUGGCUGUUGGGUCUGGCCAUUUAUCAUCUAUGAAAAUUACAAAAGAUGAUCUUUGGAUUCGAACCUAUGGCCGGCUGUACCAGAAGCUUUGCUCUACCACCUGUGAAAUACCCAUAGGUAUCUAUCGCACUCAGUACCACUCAGGAACAGAAGUUGUUUCGGUAAGGCAGUAUUCAUCAUCAUCACCCUGUUAUGCUGAAAUGUUGGAGAAGGGACUGCUGACCCCUGAGAGACAGGACAUCAUUCAGAUGGUCAAGUGUCGGAUGAAGACACAGGGUCUUACACUGCAAGAUUAUAGUGAAGUGACUGACAAAAGGUUUACCAUCUCCUAUGUGGUCAUAAACCCAAGCUAUGACCUUAAACUGGAGUUAGGGGACAUUGUGUACACAAUCCAGCCAAGCUCCCUGUCCCCUCUUCCUUCCCCCUUGACUGAUGAACGUAAACUUCUGGGUGAUGAUGACACAAGGCAAGGCCAUACGGUUGUGAAUGAAAUGGAGUCUUCUGAUACAGAGGACAAGGAGGAGGAGGAGAGAUGCAAUGAUCAUUUGUUGGCUAACACAGCACAUGAGUCCUUAAUUUCAAAGGUGCCUGAGGUAUGUCUGUAA